This is a messenger RNA of Hibiscus syriacus, 1293 nucleotides long. Its product is annotated as deSI-like protein At4g17486. The record is from RefSeq and is a predicted model, not a curated record. Gene Ontology annotation, biological process: protein deubiquitination. Bases 306 to 977 code for a protein of 223 amino acids. NCBI's taxonomy places the organism in Eukaryota, Viridiplantae, Streptophyta, Magnoliopsida, Malvales, Malvaceae. Gene Ontology annotation, molecular function: deubiquitinase activity. The transcript is spliced from 5 exons.
CUCUGAAAACCUAAAGUCCAACCGAAAGAGACCAAAAGGCACAGAAAAAGUGAAAGACCGACGAUUCUAAUUUCAAAAUUGUUUUUACAAUUUAUACCAACAAAUUGAUCUUCAACUUCACUUAAUCUGUGCAUUCAAUUUCAAGACAAACAAGAGAGUUGCUAGACUUGAGUUGCCCCCCCCCCCCCCCGGGAGGGCCCCUCCAAAAGUUGUUACCAUUAAGCUAUCUGGCCUCGUCUUCUUCUAAGAGAAUGAGGAGCUUGUGAAAUAGAUUGAAGAAUCAAAGUUAGAUUUUUAAGGGCAUAAUGUGGUUGUUUCCAUUGAAUUCGAGUUUGAGAAAGGGGCGGAGUAGCCGGGGAAGCAAUGGCGUUUUGGUGUAUCUCAAUGUAUAUGAUCUCACACCUAUAAAUAACUAUCUUUACUGGUUCGGGCUUGGGGUUUUCCACUCGGGUAUUGAAGUAUAUGGUUUGGAGUAUGGCUUUGGAGCACAUGAGUACCCUACAAGUGGAGUGUUUGAAGUGGAACCAAGAAGUUGUCCUGGUUUCAUAUUCAGACGAUCAGUACUAUUGGGCAGUACUAACAUGUCUUGUUCAGAAUUUCAGUUAUUUAUGGAACAGCUUUCGCAAAAAUACCAUGGGGACACGUAUCAUUUGAUUGCUAAGAAUUGCAACCAUUUCACUGAUGAUGUGUGCCUGCAACUCACUGGAAAGCGUAUUCCUGGGUGGGUAAACAGGUUGGCUCGACUAGUUUCAGGUUCAUUUUGUAACUGUCUGCUUCCGGAAAACAUUCAGGUUACUGCAGUUCGACAUCUUCCUGAUCAUCCUGCAUAUUCUGAUGAAGAGAUAUUAGAUUCUGCUGCAACAUCUAUAACAUCAGAGAGCGAGGAAGACAAUUCAAAUCAUCAUCUGCUGACUAUACCAGAUACCGAUGUUGCAUUUAUCAGAGAAAAGACAGUGAGGCUUACCAGAGAACUAUGAUUUCCUCCGGACUAUUUGUUUCUUUCGUGUGGGUCAUUAUCUGUUCUAUCAUAUGUUCCCAAAUGCAAGAAAGACUGUCAGAUUCAGAUAUCUUCAAGGUACAGUGAUGAAGCUAUGCACUUCAUUUUUAUUCUAAAAAUGUCAGCCAGGCACAAAUAUCUCCUUUGCUGUCUAGAUUUGUUACCAUAUAACCCUUAAAACAUGGGUGAUCAAAUUAUGUGCCAUUAGAUUAGAUGUCUUUCCUUCGUCUUUUUUUCAGAAAAAUAUUGUGUUCUGGCUUUUUUCCCAUCCAAUAUAUGAUUUCUAUAUGCUUCGA